Molecule: messenger RNA, 1107 nt
Organism: Emiliania huxleyi CCMP1516
Lineage: Eukaryota; Haptophyta; Isochrysidales; Noelaerhabdaceae
Exons: 2
Coding region: 44-970 (308 amino acids)
Source: RefSeq, a predicted model, not a curated record
CAACCCAAAGCGGCCAGCCCCGGCCCACACUGUAACCGGGAAAAUGCCCUUCCCCUCCUCCGCCCCCGUCGAUGCCGUGCUCACGACUGCAUACGGCGACGACGCCGGCCUCCACGGCCUCAGCACCGCGGGCCACAACGCGGCAUUGACACCGGCAGAGGUUUUGCUCGAGGAGGCGGAGCGGCACGACUUUCAAUACGGCGAGGUGCUCCCCGCGGGCGUGCGCAAGGCUCUCGGCGAAGCGCACCUCGACGCGCAAAGCGGUCGCUCGCUGGUGGAGCUCGGUGCGGGGACAGGCAAGGUCGCGCUGCAGGCGUUCCUCGAAUGCCCCAGCCUGCUACGCGUCACCGCGGUGGAGCUGGCCGCGGCGCGCUACCGAGUGGGCGAGGCGGCGCUGCUGCGGCUCUGUGAACGGAUUCCCGAGCGCUUUUCGCUGCUGGCGCACGCACCGGGCGCAUGCGUGCGGAUCAGCGAGCGACCUCCCGCGGCCGACACGAGUGCGCAUCAGCGCGAGGGCUCCUCACGAGAGCUGGAGCUCUCCGUCGGCGAUGUGUUUGAGCUGGGAGCGGCGGCGCGAGCCGCGCUCGCCGAGGCAGACGUGGUCUUCUUCGAGGUCUGCUUGCCUCGCACCGCCGAGGCGGCGGCGCGCGGCCUGGCGCUGCUGCGCUCGACCAAGGCCGGCAGCCGCGUCCUCUCCUACGAGGCGCUCGAGGCGCUCGAGGAGGAGGCGGCGGGCGGGAGCACGGUGUGCAGCCCAAGGGCGCACCCGCGGGUCUGCGUCGGGGACGACGGCGUCGCGGCGCACGCUGCGCACAGGCCGAGCGCGCAAAACCCGUUUGUGCGCAGGCCCGCCAACGCCUCGCUCGGCGACACGUUCGCCGCGUCGUGGGCGCCGGAGGAGGGCUACCACUUUCACUGCUACACACACGGGGGAGGGCGAGUAACCAGUAACCCCCUCCCGCGUAAAUGAAUAAAAAUAAAAACACACAUACCUCUGUACUGUGAGAUGGGGGUAAAAAGGAACGUUAUGAACAGACCCCCGCCCGUGCGGCGAUCGCUUUGUGCAGGGUUCUUUGUUAGAGUUUUGUGUAAAAUAGUUAGAGGCUG